UACCUCGAUCGACCACCUAUCGAUACCUAGCUACCUGGUAGGCAAAGGCCGCUACAUCUCCUUCCAGUGCCAUCGAUCAUCGUGGAGACAGUCGAAAACCUAUAUCUCGCUCAGCCGACGAGACGCGAAGCAGCUACCAAAACAUGACUACGAGCUCGGCAUCCAUCCCGCAGCCGACGGUACCCUCCGUACAACAAGAAUCUACGUUCGAGGAGGAUUACUUUGCCGAACUUCUCCUCGACGACGAUGUCGAUGCUGAACUCGAUUCGGUGGUCAAGCCGCAGAAGAAGAGCAGAGAAGAGCGGAUGAAUGAGGCUGUCGAGAUCAGCAAGAGGGAGUACAAGUAUGAGCAUGGAAUCACGGAACAAUGGUGGUCUUUAGGGCUCGACAGGCAUCCUCAUCACUUCGAACGGGACCGCAACGUUACGGGCGAAAAUUGGGUGGAUGUCGUCGAUCUUAGAGUGGUCGAGUCGAAUAUCAUACAGCUAUAUUACCAGCACAAGUUCGCACGAGCUUUCAACCUGUCUCUACGGCUACUCUGUCCGAGCAGGUACUCGGGCAUCUCCGCGGCUCAGAUCCCGGCAGAUAUUAUACCAUAUCACCCAGGCAUGGAAUUAGUAUGGGACAAGAUUUCGAGAGAAAUAGGCGAUAUGAUGAUGAGGGUCGCUGUAAGGACGCAAACGAAGGAAUGGGGACGAGUGUUGGCUGAUGGUAUGAGACGGACGUGGACACAAGGAUCUAACGGUCCUAUGGCGGAGUUAGCGGCACAAUGUUAUGCACUGGACGGGCGUUUUAGAGACGCUCUCGUAGCGAUAUCGUAUGCUAUCGUCGAUCGGGGCUUUCUGAGGCCAUUCCAGAGAACCCUACUUGGCAUUCUGACUAGCUGGACCUCUAGGCUAGCUGAGGCUGAAGAUGGAGCAUUGGCUGAUAUCAUACAGUCGAUGCGGGGCGUUGCCGAGCAUUGCGUUCGCUCGAACGGCCAGGCAGACAAACCCAUGUUCACCGCGGAGGACAAGGUUAAAAACAAAGAGGAGGACCUUUCUUCAUACACGGUUUCGCUGCCUGAGAUUCCAGAUCUGGGGUCAGAGCCGGAAUACGUACAACGGUCUUCAGCAAAGCUAGGCUUCACGGACGAAGACGAGUUAAAAGUGCUAGACAAGGCUUGGAAGCGGGUAACAGGGUCGUUAGUACCUCGGUCUAGAGGAGCAGGAGGCCCGGAUGACGAUGAGGACGGUGCGCAGGGUGGAAGGAGCGUCAGAACGUUGUAGAACGGGACUCGCUAGCAGAUAUAAUUCGUUACGACAUG
Molecule: messenger RNA, 1306 nt
Organism: Filobasidium floriforme
Lineage: Eukaryota; Fungi; Basidiomycota; Tremellomycetes; Filobasidiales; Filobasidiaceae
Exons: 5
Coding region: 144-1268 (374 amino acids)
Source: RefSeq, a predicted model, not a curated record